Molecule: messenger RNA, 2112 nt
Organism: Astyanax mexicanus (Mexican tetra)
Lineage: Eukaryota; Metazoa; Chordata; Actinopteri; Characiformes; Acestrorhamphidae
Gene: tada2a
Product: transcriptional adaptor 2A
Exons: 15
Coding region: 381-1712 (443 amino acids)
Biological process (GO): regulation of transcription by RNA polymerase II; chromatin remodeling
Cellular component (GO): SAGA-type complex; nucleus
Molecular function (GO): chromatin binding; zinc ion binding; transcription coactivator activity
Source: RefSeq, a predicted model, not a curated record
CCAGGCGCCGCAAGGGGCGCUGCGCUCCACCUCAUCUUUACCUCAGGAUGGCUGUUUUCUCCUUAGCCAAGUAGCUAACUAACUAACAAACUAGCUGCGCUGAUAACCGCUGUAUGAGCAUCUGGUGCGGGACAGCGAGGCUUAAAUUAAAUUGUUAUAAAUGGUGUAAAUCGCCACUGGUUUGUGAGUUUGUGGAGUUUGAGUUAGUAGUAACUGCUGGGGAAAUGCUGAAGCAGCUCAGCCCGGCUAGCUUAGCUUAGCCUGUUAGCUAACUAGCUUAGCUUAAAAACAACAGGCUUGAAAACAAGCUAGCGGCUUUAAUUAAAUAAUAACGACAGAAAACGUUAAAUAAAUCAUCCUGUACACGAUUUACUGCAGACAUGGACCGCCUGACAUCUUUUGGAAAUGACCCUUUUGACAAGCCUCCUUGUCGGGGAUGUUCUUCGUACUUGGUGGAGCCUUACAUAAAGUGUGCUGAGUGUGGACCAUCCCCUUUCCUUCUCUGUCUCCAGUGUUUUACUCGGGGCUAUGAGUAUAAGAAGCAUCAAAGUGAUCACAAAUUUGAAAUCAUGACGUCGGAUUUUCCUAUACUGGAGCCCAGCUGGACGGCGCAGGAGGAGAUGGCUCUCCUAGAGGCUGUCAUGGACUGCGGCUUUGGAAAUUGGCAGGAUGUGGCCUAUCAGAUGCGCACCAAAACCAAGGAGGAAUGUGAAAACCACUACAUGAAGAACUUCAUCAACAACCCUCUCUUCUCCUCCACACUGCUCAGUCUCCGGCAGAUGGAGGAGGCUCGAACAGCGGACAGUGCCAUCCCAUUCAAACCCACUGACGAUCCUCCUCGGCCCUCGUUUGACUCUCAGCUGUCCAGAGAUAUGGCGGGGUACAUGCCUGCUCGAGCAGACUUCAUGGAGGAAUUUGAUAACUACGCGGAAUGGGAUUUAAAAGAUAUUGAUUUUGUUGAUGACGACUCUGACAUUCUUCAUGCUCUUAAAGUUGCGGUUGUGGACAUAUACCAUUCAAGACUAAAGGAGAGACAGCGAAGGAAAAAGAUCAUUCGAGACCAUGGACUAAUAAACCUGCGCAAGUUUCAGAUACUGGAACGACGGUAUCCUAAGGAGGUGCAGGACCUGUAUGAUGCCAUGAGGCGAUUUGCCAGGGUGCUGGGACCGAUCGAGCAUGACAAGUUUAUAGAGAACCAUGCUUUGGAGUUUGAGCUGCAGAGAGAGAUUCGACGGCUGCAGGAAUACAGAAAGGAAGGCAUUCGGACGUUCUGUGGUGCCAAGGUGUAUGAGCGGGUGAAGCGGGCGAGGGAAGACGAGCGCAGUAAGAGGAACAUGCUGUGUGAAGUGCUGCAGUACCUCCAAGAUGACCGUGCCUGCCAGCAGUGGCUCCACAAACAGGCUGCCAUUGAUGCAGGCAUCACCCCAGUGAUCACUACCAUCACUACCUCAGGCAGAAGAAGUGCACCCCCUCUGAACUUAACAGGGUUGCCAGGUACAGAAAAACUCAACGAGAGAGAAAAAGAGUUGUGUCAGGUGGUGCGGCUGGUGCCCGGGGCGUACCUGGAGUACAAGCAGGCUCUGCUGAACGAGUGCAGGCGGCAGGGUGGUCUCCGGCUAGCGCAGGCCCGCUCGCUCAUCAAGAUCGAUGUCAACAAAACCCGCAAAAUCUACGACUUUCUCAUCAAGGAGGGCUACAUUAACAAAGCCUAGCCCACGAACUGGACUGUGCACUUCUGGCAGGCAGAGAAGUGGCAACACAUUCCAUAACCUCGGAGAGAACCGAGACAAACGUAACCGAACUCUAAACUACAGGCGUCCUUUUGUAACAAGUGUCCAGGUGAAAUGUUGUGAAGGGUCUGCGAAAUCAAGAUUAAUUUUUCAGUGUUGUGAUCAAUUAAGCAUCAGACACUGAAACAUCACUAAAGUAUAUAUUGCCUUUUGUCCUCAUGAAUUUAUGUGUUGCCUUUCCUUUUCUUUCUAUCUUUUCAAUUGACCAAUACCUCAGAGAUUGACAACAUUUUAUCAUGUGAAAUUUGAUCUUGUGAUGAAUUACCGUGGCGUACACAUGUUCAACCAUAAAUCAAAUAUAAAUCACUCCCCAGAAAAUGCA